Messenger RNA from Onychostoma macrolepis, 1406 nucleotides. Its product is annotated as stonustoxin subunit beta-like. The transcript is spliced from 4 exons. The record is from RefSeq and is a predicted model, not a curated record. Lineage: Eukaryota; Metazoa; Chordata; Actinopteri; Cypriniformes; Cyprinidae. Bases 259 to 846 code for a protein of 195 amino acids. Gene Ontology annotation, molecular function: protein binding.
CAUGGAUGAAGAUUUGCAAAUUCUGAUUCAAUAAUGAACCCAUUUCACUGAAAGUCACACUGCUCACUGGAAGCUCAGCUUGAUUCUUAUUCAAAGUUUUGCAAAGCAUGUGUAACUAAGGGGUGUGGAGCUGUGAUAAAGCUCUACAAUCAUCAAACUUCUGUCUAAAGGAACUGGACCUGAGUAACAAUAACUUCAGGAUUCAGGAGUGAAGCUGCUUCCUAAGAAGCUGCCAACCAGAGAAGCUGAGUCUGGAACAUGGAACACAGCGGAGAGAACAUGAGUAGAGAAGAACUCCUUAAAUAUUUCUGUGAUCUGACACUGGAUGCAAACACGGCACACAAUCUCCUGUCUGUCGCAGACGGCAACAAAAAGUUGGUGCGUAAUCCAGAUCCAAUGAUAUAUCCUGAUAAUCCAGAGAGAUUUGACGGCCUUCCGCAGGUUCUGUGUAAAGAGCGUCUGUCUGGACGCUGUUACUGGGAGGCUGAAUGGAGCGGGUUGGGUGAUAUGGUCGUGUCAUAUGAAGGAAUCGGCAGGAAAGGAGAAGGUUGUGAAAGCAGGUUCGGAGCCAAUGACAAAUCCUGGAUUCUGAGCUGCUUCGGGGAGAAACUGAUUGCCUGGCAUGAUAAUGUGGGAGCACACAUUCCUCCCCCAGCACCUCCCCUAAACAAAGUAGGAGUGUAUGUGGAUGAGCCGGCCGGGAUUCUGUCCUUCUACAGCAUCUCUGACACAAACACACUCAGACAUUUAUACACAUUCAACACCAAAUUCACUGAACCCCUCUUUGCUGGAUUUGUGCUGUAUACUAAUUCAGUGUCUCUCUGUGAUGUUAAAAAAACAGGAUGAGUAUUUCAAUUCACUACAGGAUCUACAGUGGCCCCAAAAACAUUUGCACUAGUUUUGACACAACUAAUAAUAUCAAAACAAGUGCCUUUAUUUUAUAGCACAAGUACACUUUUCAAUAAAACAUCUAAACAAAUUGCAGUUUAUUUCUAGUUGUUUGUGAAAUGUACUAUUUGUUAUUGUUGCUCUGAAGCUGGCUGUAUAAGCUGCUUCUGGGGGAAGUUUUUUUCCUUAAUGUUUUCUUUGCUUGUUUAUGAUUAUGAUUCAAUAACAGCAUUUGUUUUUCAUAUAUGUUUUACCAUUUGUAAAUUUUAAUAACAGUAGUUGUAAAAAAACACCCGUUGUGUCUUCAUUCAAAUGUAAAUCGCAGAUCACAUUUAGUGUAUCGAUCAUUAAAGUUAAAUAUUGAAAAGCUCUCACACAAUAUUUCGCCUGCUGUUUAAUUCAUUAGUUAAUUUCUUGAGUAGAUAGGCCUAGUUUUCAUGAGAAAGACAGUUUACCUUUUGGUAAAUUCUCUGGAUAAAUGACCAAGUGCGCGCUUCAGGUGUUGUGCUGUAAUACCA